Baudoinia panamericana UAMH 10762 is the source of this 680-nucleotide messenger RNA. RefSeq lists its product as uncharacterized. Lineage: Eukaryota; Fungi; Ascomycota; Dothideomycetes; Mycosphaerellales; Teratosphaeriaceae. The record is from RefSeq and is a predicted model, not a curated record. The coding region runs from base 465 to 644 and encodes 59 amino acids. The transcript has a single exon.
UUCACCCAGCAAUUCAGCCUGAGUUAGUUCAGUGUAAACGCGUUGUCCGAAGCUAAUUCGACCAUCAUAUCUCUGGUAUCUGGCGAUUCUGAAGUAGACCACGACCUUGAAGACCUUAUCCUGUCCAGCAUCCUCAACGGAAAAUAGUGAUAACAGUGAAGCUUUCAGCUUUUCGUACUGAAUGAGUUCCGCAACAUGGACGAUGCGGUGCGCUGUAUCUAAGGCGCAUGCGCUCUCGCCGGGUCGAAAGCGUGUCACACCCCAGACCUUGAGUCUUCUGCCGGACUGGCUUCCACCAAUCUAUCCAGCCUCGCAAGCACAUGAUGCGUAAAGCGCAGCGCGGGCCCAAUCUACUCGCUUGUGUACUGUGGUGUACCUUAGCAGCCCAUUACAGCAGCAGAGCAGGGGUUGAAUAAGUAUCGUGCUUCCACUAUUUCCUCGCAUUAGCUGCUCGUAUCACCCCCAUGAAGCGCCGGUCUAGAGUGACUAGAAGCUACUCCGCGCCACUAUGUCCUUCAGAGCUCGAAUUAAGCGUCCGCAAAACGUCAAAACACCGAGCGGUGCCCCAAUUUUCGUACUCGCAAUACCCCAUUCGUACCUUCUCACUGCUGUCCAUCCCACCUAUUACGUUUAUGGCAGCCUAAAAUCCGUACGGUGUCCCGGCGUACGACUGCGACCCG